GACCAAAAAAAAAAAAAGGGAAGCAGAGAACUUAUUUUAGGACCGAGUUUGACCUGAUCAGACCAAGAGACUCUUGUCGGCAACGAAUCGUACCAGAAAAUGGUCGGCGGCAGCUUGAAUGAUUCAUACAAGAUUUCAAGGUUUGCUCAUAUAAACAAUACCGCCAUCGUGAGUAUGUAAGCCUUGCCUCAGCGUGUUGUACUUUGGUUCAACCACACGUGGAAGUUGCAGAAAUCCAGGAAAUGAAAUGACCCAAGUUAAAGUAUUACUACACUAUCUUUUCUAUUGCCGGCGACACACCAUUAUCCCAUAAGUUAAAGCACGAAUUUCAUUGGAAACGUCAAAAGCAAACCAUUCAAACAUUACGUCAGGACAAGUACACACUUUCUUUUUGCAGGCAAAUUGGUCUCUUAUUUAUACCAGAACUCAUAUUAAGAUAUCCUUACCAGAAUUGAUGUUAUAGCCUUUACCUGAGAGCAGAAGUUAUAGAACAGUCUGAUUUUUUGGAUGGAAAUAAUGGAACCUGGGGGCGACCCGUUUGAGAAGUCCAUUAUUCAGCCUUCUAUGGAGAAAUUUGUUGAGGAGACGAAGCAGAAUCAUGAGAAGGAAGAAAUUGUAUCAUCAACCACAUUAGUGGGCAAUGGAUGCGUGGAUAUCAGAGGGAAAGUUGCAGAUAAGCAAACAACUGGAGGAUGGAAGGCAGCUCCAUUUAUAAUAGUGAAUGAGGUUGCGGAGAGAUUAGCAUUUUUUGCAAUAGCAGUGAACAUGGUGGCUUAUCUGGUUUUCGAAUACCACCAGUCGCUCCCAUCUGCUGCCACUCAUGUGACCGAUUGGAUUGGAGCUGCCUAUGUUCUAACUCUACUUGGAGCAUUUCUCGCUGAUACUUAUUUGGGUCGAUUCUUGACGAUUAUCAUCUUUUCUUGUAUAUAUGCAGUGGGUAUGGUCUUGUUGACGCUCUCAGCCUCCAUAGACAGCCUACGUCCGCCUCCAUGCACGGCCAGACCAUGCACAAAAGCAGCCGACAACCAAUCAGCUUUUCUCUUCGUUGCACUAGCUCUUAUAGCCCUUGGAACUGGCGGUAUCAAGCCAUGCGUUUCGUCCUUUGGAGCAGACCAAUUCGACGAAGCUGAUGAAAAAGAAGUCCAGAAGAAAUAUUCGUUCUUCAACUGGUUCUUCUUCGCCAUUAACAUAGGCGCCCUCUUGGGUAUCACACUUUUGGUUUAUAUACAAGACAAGAAAGGAUGGGGCUGGGGUUUUGGAGUUCCCACUGUGGCUAUGGUUUGCUCUACUGUCAUCCUAGGUGCCGGAAUACCUUACUAUCGUUACCAAAAGCCCAUGGGAAGCCCUUUUACAAGGUUUCUUCAGGUUAUCGUGGCUUCUGUGAGGAACCAUUUUAAAGGGGUUCGAUUAGGACGUGAAGCUGUCCUAUAUGAGGUCAAUACACUAGAGUCUGAUAUUUUUGGUGCUCGAAAACUUGCUCAAACCAAACAGUACAGGUUCUUGGACAUGGCAGCAGUGGUUACAGAUCCUGAGGGUAACAUUAAAAAUCGCUGGAGACUCUGCACAGUAACUCAAGUAGAAGAAUUCAAGUCCUUCGUCAGAAUACUCCCUGUAUGGGCAUCAACAAUAGCUCUUUCCAUCUCAUUUGCCCAACUCUCAACCUUCUUUAUCAGCCAAGCCACCAUCAUGGACCGAAAGCUAGGUCCCAACUUCACGAUUCCAGCAGGUUCAGUCCCUGUCUUCAGCGCCAUCAACGCGCUCCUACUCGUCCCUAUCUACGAGAAAUGGAUGGUCCCAAUCCUACGCAAACGCACCGGUCAUCACCGUGGCAUUACAUCCUUACAACGAAUGGGUGUUGGCCUAUUUGUAUCAAUCUUCGCUUUGGCCUCAGCAGCUUUGGUAGAAAAGAAACGCCGUGACCAUCCUAAACCAUCGUCCAUGAGCGUGUUUUGGCUGCUCCCGCAGUUUUUCUUAAUAGGCAGUGCGGAGGUCUUCACUUAUGUGGGACAACUGGAAUUCUUUUACGAUGAAGCGACUGAUGGGACGAGAAGCAUAAGCAGCGCAAUGUUUCUCAGUGAGAUUGGAAUAGGGAGUUGGCUAAGCACUGCAUUUGUGAAAAUCAUUGAGCGUGCAACUGGUGGGGAUCAGAAAGGAUGGCUGAGAAAUGAUCUUAACAAAAGCAGGCUGGAUUAUUUCUACUGGAUAUUGACUGCAAUCAAUGCUGUUAAUUUCUUGGAUUACUUGUGGGUGGCUUGGCGAUACAAGGGAAAAAAUGGCCUCGAGGGGAGUGCCAGGGUCAAGGCCAUGGCCGAGCCCGCUGGUUAUGACAAAGGGGAGUUUCAAAGCGUGGUGUUGUGAAAUCCAAGCAAGAAAAAUCACUUCCAUUCAUCUAUGGUUUUUACUUAAUUAUACAAAAAUUUAUGACGUGUGACUAAUUUCACUAUGCAGAUG
Theobroma cacao (cacao) is the source of this 2451-nucleotide messenger RNA. Its product is annotated as protein NRT1/ PTR FAMILY 8.2-like. Gene Ontology annotation, molecular function: transmembrane transporter activity. The record is from RefSeq and is a predicted model, not a curated record. Gene Ontology annotation, biological process: oligopeptide transport; transmembrane transport. Gene Ontology annotation, cellular component: membrane. Lineage: Eukaryota; Viridiplantae; Streptophyta; Magnoliopsida; Malvales; Malvaceae.